AUGGAAGGAGAAUGUUCCGAUUUUCAGAUUGAGGUAAAAGGUGGAAAGUUUCAUUACAGUGAGCGCAUGGAAUGCGGUAUGAUGGAAGUGCAUAAACUCACCGUUCAGACACGCUAUUCUGAAGAGAAACUUGAUGAUUCGAAUGAAAGGAAAAGGCGGAGGAAGAAGCGCGAGGAGCGAGGCGUGGAGCGGAAGCGCCAGGACACGGAGCGUGCCCUCCUCGAUUCCGAGAGCCCCGACUCCUCACCGAGCCAAACGCGUAAAGAGAGAGACGGCUUCACGUAUACGUCGACUUUGGAGCAACGGAUGAAGUUCCCCUCACAGCCGCACGUGACCGCCAUCGAAAAGGCGUGGUCGAAACUGUUGGAGUUCAUGGACGUGGUGAACGUGGAAAACCGUCUGAUCGAGAAGGGCGUGCUGACGCUGCCUGAGCGGGAGAGACUCAGCGCGGAGCGCGAUCUUCAGAAGCGGAGGAGUCGAUUGCUUCACAUCAUCGAGAAGCGAGAUUCCGGGGACUUUCAACACUUUCUGACGGCUCUCGGCGAGGCUAAGCAGCCUCACCUGGAAAAUAAUCUAAAGGAGAAUUACAAUCCGGACUUAGUCCACUACGGCAACUCUUUGGAAAGCCAUGUUCGAACUGACCUCCGAGCGGCUCAAGUGCAGGCGACCACGCACUGGAAUCCCUUCGCGCUCAGAGAGCGACUGAAGAAGGCGAUGGAGAGCCACGUUCCCACGUUCACCCCGGAUUGGAGCUCCGUCGAAUUCCCGCACACCCUAGGAAAUGGGUCGGACUUCAGUUAUGGGAAACGUUAUCGACCCUCUCUGUGUCCA
Messenger RNA from Darwinula stevensoni, 831 nucleotides. NCBI's taxonomy places the organism in Eukaryota, Metazoa, Arthropoda, Ostracoda, Podocopida, Darwinulidae. The record is from the annotation of a GenBank genome assembly.